Messenger RNA from Branchiostoma floridae (Florida lancelet), 2182 nucleotides. RefSeq names its product actin, muscle-like. The record is from RefSeq and is a predicted model, not a curated record. The transcript has 7 exons. NCBI's taxonomy places the organism in Eukaryota, Metazoa, Chordata, Leptocardii, Amphioxiformes, Branchiostomatidae. Bases 184 to 1323 code for a protein of 379 amino acids.
CUCAUCGACGCUUUUCUACGAAAAUUCAUUUCGGGAAAUUCGCGACAAUUUUGUAUUUUCGCUCCUGUCCAAACUUUCGGGUGCGUAUAAAAGGGCGGUCAGUGUGCAGCUCGGGACAACUGCUGGUCCUGUCUUCACUGGAGGUUUAAGUUUGUACUAUAUAUCCAACCGUAACCCACCAUCAUGCUGGACGACGAAGAGGAGGAAGCCACCGCGCUGGUUUGCGAUAACGGCUCCGGUAUGUGCAAGGCCGGGUUUGCGGGGGACGACGCGCCGCGCUCCGUGUUCCCCUCCAUCGUGGGCCGGCCCCGUCACCAGGGCGUCAUGGUCGGCAUGGGCCAGAAGGACGCGUACGUCGGGGACGAGGCACAGAGCAAGAGAGGCAUCCUGACCCUGAAGUACCCGAUCGAGCACGGCAUCGUCACGAACUGGGACGACAUGGAGAAGAUCUGGCACCACACCUUCUACAACGAGCUGCGCGUGGCGCCCGAGGAGCAUCCAACUCUGCUGACAGAGGCGCCGCUUAAUCCUAAGGCUAACCGAGAGAAGAUGACACAGAUCAUGUUCGAGACGUUUAACAGCCCGGCCAUGUACGUGUGUAUCCAGGCGGUGCUGUCUCUCUACGCCUCCGGCAGGACAACAGGUCUUGUGCUGGACUCCGGAGACGGCGUGUCCCACACAGUGCCCAUCUAUGAAGGUUACGCCAUGCCGCACGCCAUCCUGCGGCUGGACCUGGCCGGCAGGGAGCUGUCCAACUACCUCAUGAGGGUCAUGUGCGACCGCGGCUACUCAUUCGUCACAACAGCCGAACGUGAGAUCGUCCGUGACAUCAAGGAGAAGCUGGGCUACGUCGCGCUGGACUUCGAGCAGGAGAUGCUGACCGCGGCCACCUCCACGUCCCUGGAGAAGAGCUACGAGCUGCCUGACGGACAGGUCAUCACCAUCGGCAACGAGAGGUUCCGCUGUGCAGAGGCGCUCUUCCAGCCCUCCUUCCUUGGAAUGGAGUCUGCCGGCAUACACGAGACGUGUUAUAACGCCAUCAUGAAGUGCGACAUCGACGUGCGGAAGGACCUGUACGCCAACACCGUGCUGUCCGGCGGCACCACCAUGUUCCCUGGCAUAGGGGACCGUAUGCAGAAGGAGAUGGUGGCCCUGGCGCCCAGCACCAUGAAGAUCAAGAUCAUCGCUCCUCCCGAGAGGAAGUACUCCGUGUGGAUCGGCGGGUCCAUCCUCUCCUCCCUCUCCACCUUCCAGACCAUGUGGAUCACCAAACAGGAGUACGACGAGUCGGGUCCGGCCAUCGUGCACAGAAAGUGUUUCUAAACUCCCGUCAAAAGUUUUAGUCUCUAUUUUUCAUUCUAUCAUCGUGUCAUUUCGUCUUACCUCUGUCACCGGUCCUGCCAGGGCAUCCUCACUCCCCAGGGCACAAAGUCCCGCGAGGGGCAUUGCCCAGUAAUGUGUAGAUGUAGAUGUAGAUGUAGAUGUGUCAUGUCAGACUCCAUCAGACCAUGUCUAAUGUUACGGUACUAACAUUCAUCCAGUGUGUGUUCGUUAACCCGACCAUCAUGUAGUCCUCCAUUUGUACUGUCAAAAAUCUCGUAAAAAGUGUGAACGUCUAGAUCCAUGCUGUCCAGUCGUGUAAUAUCACCAACAAACAUUUCAUUUAGAAGAAUGUUUAGUAGUAGUCAUGCGCCAUGCAUGGAAGAGACCUGUCUCACACGAUACUAUAAUGUUACACUGUUCUUAAUGUAUAGUUUUAGAGCCUCGUUAUAUUUUGUGCGUGUCUUUAUGCUUACAUUCUAAACCAUUUCAUGGGUAUGGCAGUUUACUAAACUGUACAUGGAUCUUUUUAGUGUAGCGAUAGUGUAGCAUUCUGUGUUAGAUUUAAUGGUCACAAACUGUUUCCUAAUGUGACAAAUUUGGAAAAAAUGCAUUCACUUGAAAACCGCCAUAUCUUGGGCACGCUACAGUCAUUGUUGAUUUAUUCCGUAACAAGACGAUAGACAAAAUGAUAGCGUUAUAUUUACAGUAUCCACGUUCUAUGAGCUUUGCCCACAGCUGAAAUAUGUACAUGUAUCUGAAGAAGUUAGUUCAUGUGUCAAUAUAUCAUGUCGAUAUCGCGGACCAAACUUUAUAUUUGUAACUCUGGUAUUUUGAAAUAAAUAUUUCAUAUUUAGCGGAA